AUCAGAGCAAUCGAUCAGAGGAGUAAAGUCCAGUUCUCUUUCUUACUCGUCCGUCAUUUUCACGUAGUUUCUGCCUCAGUCGCUGAUAUUUGAAACCAGAAUGGGAACCGACUUGACUUUUUCCUCUCGUCGGUCCCCUGUUGUGUGUUUACACGGCUGCGUGGCCUCCAGCCAACCUUUAGCUUCCAGUAUAGGACUGGAUGUCCUGAAGCGUGGUGGCAAUGCGGCAGAUGCUGCAGUUGCCAUAGCAGCAGCCCUGGCAGUAACAGAGCCGUGUAGCACCGGCCCUGGUGGAGACGCCUUCUGCUUGUUCUACAACGGAAACACUGGAGAGAUCAGAGGGAUUAAUGGCAGUGGUCAUUCUCCCCGAGCACUGACCCUGGACUUCCUGGAAGGACAAGGUUACACCGCAGAGAGGCCUCCUUCAGUGUUUGAUGCUCUGAAUGUUACAGUCCCUGGGGCCCCAGCAUGUUGGUGUGAUACUGUGCAGCUGCUAGGAAGUCACAAGCUGUCCUUACAGGAGGUCCUGAGUGGGGCUGUGGAACUAGCAGAGGUGGGGUUUCCUGUGGCUGAGUUAACAGCUCACCACUGGGCGAACUGGGUGUCUGCUUUGAGGGAUGCUGGAAAGGAACUGGGUGUAGAAUUGAUGAUUGACGGUCAUGCGCCCAAAUGUGGACAAGUAUUCCAAAACACUGGCCUGGCUCGAACUUUGAAGGAGCUCGGUGAGCGUGGCAAGCCAGCUUUCUACCAGGGCAGAGUGGCCCAGGCCAUUGUUGACGUCAUCAACCAAAAUGGGGGAGUCAUGACCUUGGGUGACCUGAGCAGCCAUGACAGCGAGGUCAUCACCCCCAUAAGCACAGAGUACAAGGGUGUACGUCUGUGGGAGCUUCCUCCUAACAGUCAGGGACUGGCUGCCCUGCUCAUGCUCAACAUCCUGGAGAACUUUCCUCAACUCAAAGCUAAAGGCCAUAACAGCUCUGACUAUAUCCAUGUACUGGUUGAGGCUGUGCGAUUGGCUCUAACAGAUGCUCUGCGUUACCUGGGUGACUCAAGUCAUGUGACUAUCCCUUUGGAAACCUUGCUGGACAAGGGCUACAGUCACCAGCGAGCACAGCUCAUCAGCACGGACAGGGCCAUGGAGCGAGUGGAGCCCGGCCUGAUGACAGGAAGUGACACGGUGUAUUUCUGUGUGAUAGACAGUGAGAGGAAUGCAUGCUCCUUUGUCAACAGCAACUAUAUGGGCUUUGGGACGGGGCUGGUCCCUAAAGACUGUGGAUUCUCACUACAGAAUCGCGGCGCUAACUUUUCCCUGUGCCGUAAUCACAUAAACUGCGUUGCUGGGAGGAAGCGGGUGUAUCACACCAUUAUACCUGCACUCCUCACCGAUUCAACAACCACAUCACAAAAACCCCGGCUCCUUGCUGCUCUCGGCGUGAUGGGAGCUUUUAUGCAACCACAAGGACACGUACAGGGUAUUGCCUUUAACUAA
Pundamilia nyererei is the source of this 1489-nucleotide messenger RNA. Its product is annotated as putative gamma-glutamyltransferase YwrD. The record is from RefSeq and is a predicted model, not a curated record. Lineage: Eukaryota; Metazoa; Chordata; Actinopteri; Cichliformes; Cichlidae. The coding region runs from base 101 to 1489 and encodes 462 amino acids. The transcript has 10 exons.